Molecule: messenger RNA, 22106 nt
Organism: Podarcis lilfordi (Lilford's wall lizard)
Lineage: Eukaryota; Metazoa; Chordata; Lepidosauria; Squamata; Lacertidae
Source: the annotation of a GenBank genome assembly
AUGUGCUCUUCGCUGCCGAGCCCGGGCAGCUGCCUGUCCCUGCGCGUGUCCUUCGUGGAGCUCCACGCGGAGGCUCCGCUGGUGCGGCUGUGGGGCUUCCGCGGCGAGCGGCGCGAGGAGUACCUGCGGCUGGCCGAGGAGGUGCAGGCGCGGGCGGGGCCUCGGCUGGCGGCGCUGCCGGGCGCGGGGCCCCGGCGGCGGGCGAGCUGUGCCUGGCGGAGGCGGGCGGGCGCUGGCGGCGCUGCCGGGUGCUGGGCCUGCUCCGCGCCGGCCCCGCGCCCGCCUACCGCGUCUUCCUGCUGGACGAGGGCCGCACGCUCAGCGCCGGCGCCCAGGCCCUGGCGCGCGGCCCCGCCGAGCUCUUCCAGCUGCCCUCCGAGGUGCUGGGCUGCGUCCUGGCCGACCUGGCGCCGCCCCAGCGCCUCAGCUGGACGCCGGCCGCCGCCGAGUUCCUGGGCCGCCUGCAGGGCCAGGAGGUGUCGGGCCUGGUGAGGGACGUGCUGGUGGCGCAGCACCUGGUGGUGCUGGAGCUGCCCGGGCUGCUGGCCCAGAUGCGCCACCUGGGGCUCGCCGGCCACGUCUCCCCCAGCACCUUCGCCGGCCUGCUCGCCGCCUCCCUCGGGAGCACCAGCGCCCCACCCCAGGCGCCCGGGGGCCCUGCCGCUCCCCGCACCCAGGAUGAGCCCACAGCCCUGCACUACUUCUACCCGCAGCUGCAGAUGAGAGUGACGGAGCCCAUGCUGGUGACCCAGGUAUCCGACCCCGGCAGGAUAUAUUGUCAACUGCGCAGCCUCUCCAGAGAGAUCCAGCUGCUCUCGGACGCCAUGCGCCAGGCUUUCGAGGCCUCCGCUGGGAAAAGCUUGCAGGAACCCCUGCCGGCCCCAGGAUCCCCUUGCGCCGCGCGGGGCAUCGAUGGCUGCUGGUACCGGGCCCUGCUGCUGAAAGUAGAUCCUCUGGGUGGCCCGGAGGAGCAGCUUGGAGAGGUGGCGCAGGUGAUCUAUGUGGAUUAUGGGAGGAAGGAAUUUGUGACAAAGCAAAACCUGCGCAAUUUGCCUGCUGAGUGUUUCCGAAUGCCGGUGGUGACCUAUCCUUGUUCAUUGCAAGGUAUUACCGAUGGAGGCUGUGGCUGGACCCGCUCUCAGAUAAGUCAGCUUAAAACAUUGCUGUUGAGCAAGGUGGUGCAAGCCCACAUUGAAGCCUACUGUCCCUUUGAGCACCUCUACUAUGUUACUCUCUAUGGAGAAGAUGGCCUGAACCUUAACUGCCUCUAUGGGGUCCAGGCCCAUUGUCUGGAGCAGAGCCUCCUUCACAGCAGUCAAGAGCAUUCCUCUGACUUAAUGGCUGAACUAAAGAAGGUAGGUGCCACAGCCAAGGAAGAACAUGCCUCUCUGUUGGGAGUUCAGUCCAUGCUUGCCGCUGACCCACUUCCUGUUGUGCGUUUGAAGGCUGGUGAGUACCACAGUGCUCAAGUGUCCUUCCUCCAGGAUCCCACAGACUUCUGGGUGUGCCUGCAGGAGCAUCGCCAACCCCUCCGUUGCCUCAUACAGAACUUAAGUGACUUCUAUUCUCAGAGUAAAAAACUAGAGGGUAUUCUGCUUCAGCCCAAACCAGGAUCCCUGUGCUGUGUCGCAUUGAAGGAGAACUGCUAUCACCGUGCUGUUGUCACCAAGAUGCUGGGAAAAGGAAUUGAAGUUUAUCUGGUAGACAGAGGAAACACUGAAAUUGUUGACUUGCAUAAGGUGAAGGAAUUGCUUCCCCAGUUCAGAGAACUUCCUGCUGCAGCACUCAGAUGUGCACUGGCUAAUCCUUUCCCACCAGGGCAGACAUGGAGCCCAGAUGCUGUAGACUAUUUCAGGAAAGCCGUGCUAAACAAGGAGCUGGUAAUCAAGGUCUUAGGCAUGCAAGGGGACAUGUACAUAGUGGAACUUUUUGAUCAUUCACUAGCAGGAGAAAAAAACUUGGGCAAAAUCAUGUCUCAACAGAAGUAUGCUGAGCAUCAUAAGGGUGAGGAAUUAGAGACUCUCCAGAAAGUGACCAAGGAGCCAUUGAGGAGCGCAUCUGGAAUAGAGGGCAUAGGACAGAAGCCUGUGAGAAAAAUUUUCCCCAAAGAUGAAAAUGAACCCUCGCCACAACGUCACAGUUCAGCCCCUUAUCCUACUGAAACUUUGAUCGUCAAGCAGCAGCCCAGUGAAGGUAGUUGCUAUUUGUCAUGCAAAGCAUUUGCAAAAGAGGAUUCUAGCAUUGCCCCAACCCCUUCACUCUAUGUUAUGCAAAACUACUCUGAAAUAAAGCCAGGGUUUUCUAGUGAAGGGCAUCUGGAAGUUGGAAAUACAGUAGAUGUGGUAGUAUCCUAUACAGAAAGUCCUAGUCUCUUCUGGUGUCAGCUAGCUAAAAGUUCCCAAGACCUGAGAGCACUUAUGGCUAAAAUUCAAGAUUAUUGUAUGCAUUCAUCACAACCCCGUGAAUGGCCAAAUUCUGUAUGUUUGGCUAAGUAUUCUGAGGAUGAGAAGUGGUACAGAGCUCUUAUUACUAGUAAAGUAUGUUGUGCUGAAGAGGUGGAAGUUGCAUAUGUUGACUAUGGGAACAAAGAGCGUGUUUCACUAAAGAAUGUCCGUGCAACUAAGACAGAAUUUCUGACGUUGAAAGCUCAAGCUUUCAGAUGUAGCCUUUACAACUUAAUUCAGCCAAAUGGUCAGGAUCCGUUUGUGUGGGAUGAAAAAGCCACUGAAGCUUUUCAUGAAUUUGUGGAGUCAGCAAGCACAUUAGAACUGAAAUGCACCAUAUUUGCUUUUGCAGCAUUAAACAAUACAGAUUUCAUCAAUAUUGUGGACUUGAUUACCCCUUUUGAAAGUGUGUGCCAUUUUUUAACAAAGAAGGGUCUAGCCAGAUGUGUGCAGCCUCAAAAACCUCUAAUAUCUUCUGUUCAUCUUCUGUCAUACUAUUAUUCUACACAUGACAUUAAAAUAGGAAGUGAAGAGGUGGUUUAUAUCACACAUGUUAAUGAUCCCUGUCACUUUUACUGCCAACUUGCUAGAAAUGCAAAUGUUAUUGGGCAGUUAACUACUAGUAUUGCUAAACUCAGCAAAAUGCAGUACAAUUUGGAAACAUCACAGGGCCCUGGAAAUGUGUGUCUUGCAAAGUAUAUGGAUGGCUGCUGGUACAGGGCAGUAGUAACUUCAGCAAAAGAUACCAAAGAAGUUUUCUUUGUGGAUUUUGGGAAUAGGCAGUUGCUAAAGAAUGGAGACUUGGUCCUAGUACCAAAUGAUGCUUACGAGUUACUGCUUUUGCCAAUGCAAGCCAUAAAAUGCUCUCUAUCUGAUGUUGUUGAUGUUCCAAAAGAAGUUUCUGCAUGGUUUGAAAAAGCAGUACUAGAUAAGCCCUUAAAGGCUUUAAUUGUAGCAAAAGAACCUGAUGGAAAACUGAUCAUUGAACUAUAUGAUGGUAAGAUGCAGAUCAAUGCAAAACUGAAAGAGAGUUUGCAGUACAGCAGAGGGACGGCCAAAUAUACAAAAAAUGGAGCUUCAGCAUCCAGAUAUCUGCUCACCAGGGAACAAAACACUGAAAAAAGGCUAUCUUUGACAGAAAUGGAUAAACCAACUUUUGAGGACAAGAGGUGGAACAAUGAAAAUUUGGACAUAGUAGGCAGUAGCAAACACACUGUUGUAUGUAGAGAAGUAAGACAAUUUCAGCAGAAAACAAAAAGAGAGGUGACAAUUCAGCAGAAAACAAAAAGAGAGGUGACAAUUAAGCUUCCUGGACCAGGGGGGAAAAAUAAUGGAAAUGAUCCUGUAACAGAUAGGAGUCAUAGAGAUUCCAUGCUAAGCAAAGAAACUCCCCCUGAUAACUUGAAAAGGAGAAAUCAAUCUGAAACUAAUACACACUUUUCAUUUAAAAAUAUUUGUGCUUUACCUCAAAAAAUCAUAAGCCUUGGUCUUAAAACUUUGGUGUAUGUUUCUCAUAUAAAUAAUCCAUCCGACUUCUAUGUUCACCUAGUAGAAGAUGAGCCCUUGCUUGACAGCAUUUCAGAGAAACUAAAUAAAUCUGAAAAUAUUGAGAGCCUGAAUGGGCAACAGCUUCACAUAGGAGACAUAAUGUGUGCAUUGUUUUCAGAAGAUGGCUUAUGGUAUCGAGCUGCAGUUAUUGAAAAACCCUCUGGUAAACUGGUGAGGGUGCAGUAUAUUGAUUAUGGCAAUACCGCACUGGUUAGCAUCUGCAAAACAGGUAGACUCCUUGAAGACUGUUCAUCAGUCCCAGUGAUGAGCAUUCAUUGUUCAUUGUAUGGAGUUAAGACCACAGAGCUUUCAGAAUGGACACAGGAAGCAGUGCUGUAUUUCUCCCAAAGGACAAGUGAUACUCAGCUAAAUGGCGAAUUUGUGGAGAAAACUGAAAGCAAAUGGAACAUUCAUCUCUGUGACAAAGAUGGUAAUAUAGCAGUGGAUUUGGUUGAUAAUUACCUUGAGUACAAACAACCUCCUUUGGGGGAAACAUCUGACAAAAUGGAGAGUGACACUGAUCUGAUAAACCUGUGUGAAGUUGCUGUUCCUGAUAAGUAUAGCAAACCUUUCAAUAUGUCAAUCACCAAAUCCUUCCUCUGGAAGAUUCCUAAAGUGGGUCAAACUUUGAAAACCUUUUUGAUAGUUGCAAAGAGCCCAGGAUAUUUUUGGUGCCAGUUUGCUGACUCAGAUGAUAUUGGUUUAAUUGAAACAAAGCUUCAGGAAGCUGGAGAGCUUAUGGGCAUAGAUGUUGAGGAUAUAAAAAGUGGCUGUCCCUGUCUAGCAAAGAAUAGUGAAGAUAAUACCUUUUACCGAGCAGUUAUUAGCAGUGUAAAGGGGGAAACCUUGAGUAUCAUUCAUAUUGACCAUGGAACCGAGGAACUUGCCAGUGCAGAGAUGAUCAGGCAAAUUCCUGAUGACCUGCUGGUAAUACCACCUCAAGCAUUUCUUUGUUGUUUGUUUGGCUUUAACUCUGCUGAAGGUUUGUGGGCUGAAGGAAUAAAUAAGAUCUUCUGUGAUGUCACGGCAGACUCUCUGUUAGACACUACCAUCAUGGAAAAACAAAAUGAUGACCCUUUUGAAAUCCCCUUAUUUGUUGUUCAAUUGGAAUGUCAAAAAAUCAGCAUCAAUGAACAAAUGAAACCCUUUUGGAAGCCUGUUGUUGAAGACUGUGCCUUAACUUUGACAAAUAGUAUUCACAAACCGGAAGAACAGAUUGAAGAUGUAGGGACAGAUAGUUCAAAGGUGGUUAUAAAUGAAACCAAAGUAUCUGCCUGUGCACUAAUGCCUUCAGAAGAUCUGUUACGUUGUUCAGAGGCAUUCCAACCGGCAGAUAAGUGUUUAGUUGCUACAGGGAGUGGUAAUUCAUUUGGAGCAUUUUCCCCAACUUCUUCACCCAAAUCUCAAACCAAGCACCACCAAACCACUUCUGAAGUACUUGACAUUGGAGACCAACACACUGUGUCUGAAACAUUUAAAAAGGGAACUGACUAUUCUGCAUUUGCAAAAGAAAGUGAUAUACCAAAUUUUGCAGAUGUUACUGAAACGCAGCUUCCUAAUGGUGGUGAAUCUAAGGUGUUAGAGCUAGAUUUGUUUGAAACUCUGAAAGAGACUGAAGGCCAAGCAGAAAUGUUAACACUGGAUACACGUGAAGUACAUUUAGCUGUGGAUGAAACACUGAGUGUGUCAGAUUUGGUGCCUAUUGAGGUGGUGACUUUAUCAGAUACAAAUCAGCUGCCUUUUCAACUGAAGAUGCACCCAUUUGGAGACACACUGGAUCUGGAGACAGUUGAAGUGAGCCCUCCCCUGUGUGAGGAAACACGAGAGAGAGCAGAAUUGGACUUGCUUGACAUGACACAUGCAGAAGGGGAGUUAGAACAGCGCUCUUCACUAAAGGAUAAAAGUGACUGUUUACUGCUGGAACCUGUUACACCUGAAGUGUAUCUUUCACAAGCUGGUGAAAUCAGGGAGGAUGUGUUGUUGGAGCUGCCUGUGGAUAAUGAAAUCCAGUUACCAUUUUCAGAAACUGGAUUCAAACUGCAAGACUUCUUUUGCCGUGAGGACAUUGUGGAGGUGUGUGAAACAGGACAAGAAAGCGAAGGUUACCGUUGUCUAGCAAGGCAAACUCUGCUGAAGAACCACAUUGAAACACAGAUGAGCCAUGAUGCGGGUGAAAGAUUUAAAGAGAGCAAUUUGGUUGGAGAGGAUUUUUUGAGAAGCACACUGCUAGAUGAAGAAGCAGUUGACAUUCCAAGUCACAGUACAGGUAAGACAGUGCUUGUUUUUACAUUGCUUACUUUUAAGUGUUGCAGGUGACCUGUGGUGCAUAUGGUGUCUCUCGCUGAAGAGAGUUACUCUUACUUUGCAGGUUUUGUUACGUAAGAAUACUGUAAUAAGUGGUCACUAGGAGGAGGAAUUGUACAGAAAGAAAUGAAUAUAAAACUUGUUUCAAGGAUUGCAAUCACCACCACUUAGGAGUACUAUUUGUCAGAACUGAAAUGUAUUAUUGAAUAUAGAAUGAGUAAUGACAUUAUUUUCCUUUUACAAAACAUUGUAAAAUUGUUGGGCUCAGAUAAAUGUGCUGGUUAGUAAAUACUGUAUAGAUAUAUACUGAAGUAAAAGAAAAAAUUGGCUUUUUGAGUUACACCUGUUGUAACAUUUCUAGUCACAUGGUGUGCUGCUCCCUUCUGGAAAACGGGAAUUCUUGACAAUGCAAAACAUGCAUUAAGAGAAAGGCCCAUUCAUAUUUGUCAUCUCUUGGUGGGCUCUAGCUAAAGUUGUUGAAUAGAAUGUUGUGUAGGGCUCUUCCUUUUUUUAUUUUUACAGGUAGAUAGAAGGUCAGCAGCAGCAGCUUUUCCACAGUGGUGGGAAAAGGUGGAUCCACUGAAGUUCUUCUGUCUGUGCACCAAGAAGCAAGAGUUACUCCCUGUUCCAUCCAUAGCAAUAUCCACAGCAGCAUUGUUUAAUGCUUUCUUUGUUUUUAACUCUUCUCUGGACCUAUGAAGUGCAUGCUUCAUUUCUGUGCACUUCAACAUCAUCAGGGCUCUUUUGGGUUGGCGCUGAUAAACUUUAACAAAUAGAAACAGGCUUGUAACUGCACAAGCAGUUCUAGCUCCAUAGGAUGGUAUCCAGUUGCAGUGUUCCACUUGUGCAGCAGCAGAUUCCCACUCACAGACACUGGACUUCCCUUCCCUUUCCGUCCUUCUGCAGUCGGCCUCCGGAGCAGAUAGGGAGUUCUGGGUGAGGGAGAAGAGAAGAGGGCGAAGUCCUGUCUCAUCUCCUAGCAUGAUGUUUGAAAUCUAUAGUGAUAAUAAAGAAUAGGAUUUCACUGUGGGGUUAUGAAAUGCCAGAAAAGAGAUGUCAUAAAAAUAUACCUCCAAAGCUGGCAGUGUUAUUCAUGCCCUGUUUGCCUUUUGUCUCCCUUCCCCUUAAAAACACUUCUGGGGUCCUGCAGAGACUAGCCAGCCACCAACAUGAAAUGCCUGCCUAAACAGAUAAGUGGCUAAAGCAAUAACACAAGCGGAGGUGGACCAGUCUUGCAGGACAAGGAGCUCCACAGCCUGGAUUCCAGAGCAGAUGCUUAAGAAGCAAAUAAAAUUAUGGAUUGCAUAGUACCAUUUAGAAUGUAGAAAACAUUUAUGCACAGUAGUUAGAGAUAACGUGAGCAAUGCACAUGUUCCUUGCAUACGCAUGCAGCAGUAGGACUUCUCUCACUCUUCCUUGCACAUGCCCCACACCUGCACUGCUGGCUUCUUUUUCUUUCAGUGGUUGGCUUCUGUUGGUUGGGAGCCCUGAUCAGUCUAGCGGUGACCAUUUUUCUGUUAGGAAGAAAAUGCCCAACAGGCAUAUUAUAAAUUGCCCUAACUUCAACUGUUAACUAAGAUAACUUCAGACUGUUAACUAGUGGUCAGGUGUUGCAGUGGAAUACUGAAAAAGCAAGCUGCCUUCAACGUAAUAAAUUGUCUGUUCAUAGAUUGAGUCAGCUGUAAAAAAGACAACAUGGAGGGAAGCCUUGAAAUCUGGCAAUACUGCUUGGGAGUUGUCAUUUUGGACUGCAAUCGGUAACCCUAUAGCUUCAUUUUAAAUUGCUUAUGCCUUGCAGUAUGACAUCUUAGAAAAAUAAUGCACAUUCUCUGUUUCAGAAAAAAAUGAAACUACUUGCAACUUAAAUGGCUUUGAUAUUGGUUCCAAAUGCAUGGUGUGGUCUGGCAUUCAUUGGUACAAGGCUCAGAUUUUAGGUGUAUCUGCUGAAGGUACAAAGGUAAGUCAGCUUGAAUAUGGUGAAUAAAUUUGCCACAUGUAACUGGAUCUUGUUAUGUCAAUGAUACUUGUCCAUUAAGGUGCCCUAUAAAAGUUACGUCUGUAAAGAUUGCAUUCUUUUUACAUAAAGGUUUUGAAUCUUUCAAGUGGAAAUGAAGAGGUAGUAAGUCCUAUCAAUGUUUGGAAUCGGAUUCCUGAAGAGGAUGCAAGUCCAACUGAGGUAAAGUAUUUUCUAAAAUGCUAAGUUGCUUUAUUUUAAUUAUUUAAAAACAUUUUAAAUAACCCAAGAGCAGUAAGACACAAAACCCAGAAAGAAUUGCCUGGUAUAAUACAAACCAAAACAAUGGAAUUGUUAAAUCCAAAGGUAGUCAAUAAAAUAAUAAUAAUAAUAAUAAUAAUAAUAAUAAUAAUAAUAAUUGAGAAAAUCCAGACCUACUACUGGGGUUGUUUGGCUUUAUGAAUAUCAUUGUUGAAAAAGACAGUAGUACAUAAUAAAUAAAGUUACACAUCUCUCCAAAUAAAAUCCUACUUUGUGCAACCAUAUGUUGGUCUUGUCAUCUAAGUCUCAAAAAGCCACCAAGUGGCUGCAACGUCUUGUGGGUCAGCCUCCCCCCCCCCCCCAGUGGCUCACAGAUGAUGAGAUAUGGCAAUGUAGAGUUGGGGCCAAAUUUCAUGUUGGUUAGUACUGCUAAUAUGUAUUUCCACUCCAAGCAAUCAAAGGCUUUGAGGAUGUCUAGGGACAUAAUUGUCAAUGGGAGUUUGGUUGCCUUGCUGUGUUCGAUCAGGUUCAGUAGUUUCCUGAUGGGGUCUGUUAUAUUGCGGCCAGGGACAAAGCCAGUCUGGUCUGGGGCUAUUAACUUGUGUAGGAAGAUUUUUAGGCGGUUGGCCAAGAUUGAUGUGAAUAUCUUGUAGUCUUGGUUUAUUAAUGAGAUUGGGCGGUAUGAUUCUACUUUGAGGCUGUCUUUUAGUGGUUUUGGGAUGGAGACUAUCUUGGAGUGGGUCCAGGUUUUGGGGAUGGGGCCCCCUUUUAUGAUGUCGUUGAAUAGGCGGGUCAUGUAGGGCAUCAAGGGUUCUUUGAAUUUCUUAUAGAAUUCUGCUGUGAAGCCGUCUGGGCCUGGGGCUUUGUGUGGUUUCAGGUUUUUGAGGACCGCAUCUAUUUCUUCUGGGGUGAUAGAGCUGUCCAUGAAUUCCUGUUCCUCAUCAGUUAGGGUAGGCAUGGUCAGUCCUGCUAGAAAUGUUCUGAUUUCCUUCUCUGGUGGGUUAUGGGAGGUGUAUAGGUUGGAGUAGAAUUCUGCAAAUUCUGAGGUUAUUUCUUCGUGGGAGAAUGUUAUGUUGCCGUCUUUUUUGGUGAUGCAGUGUAUUCUUGUUUUGAGUGCUUUUUUUCCUACAUCUAUUUGCUAGUAAUCUGGAGUUUUCCCCUCCAUAUUUGUAGAAACGUUGUUUAGAGUAUAGAAUGUUGAUCAUUGUUUUGUUAAUUUCUAGGGAGUCUAGUUCUCUCCUUUUUUGUUCUAUAAGUUUGAGGAGUUUUUUUAGAUCCUGUUUGUUUGUAGCGUGAUGAGAGGGCUGUGAUGUCUUGUUCUAUUUUGCUAAUUUUUGAGUAGGUUUGUUUUUUAAGGAAUGUUUUCUCUUUUAUGCAAGCUCCUCUGGUGACCGCUUUCAUUGCGUCCCAUAGGAGGGGGGUUGUUAUAUUGUUUACAUCGUUUUCUUUGAAGUAGUUUUGGAAGGUUUUUGUGAGACUCUCUCUAAUUUGUUUGUUUGUAGUUAGGAUGGGACUGAAGGACCAUGAUGGGGUGGUUUGUGUUCCUUCUCCUAUUUUAACAAUGACUUCUACUGGGGCAUGGUCUGUGAUUUUAAUGUUACCUAUGUUUGUUGAUUCUACUGAGGGGAUCAGACCCUGUGUGAGUAGAAUGCUGUCCAGUCUGGACACUGUAUCAUGGCGUCCCGAUUGGAAUGUAUGGCUGAUGUCUCCCGGGUUUUGCUCACCCCAAAUGUCGUAGAGACCCCUGUUUUUUUUGUGUGUUUUUUUAUAUGAUAUUUAUUAAAGUUUCAAAAAAUACAAAAAAUACAGAAUACAGAAAGAAAAGGAAUAAAGUUUUUAAAAUAUAACCAAAAAAGUAAAAAAAUAAAAAGAAACAUACCAAAUAAAACAGUUAAAAAGACAUUAAUUUUCCAUAACCUAUCUUCCCUAUACAGUGGUGCCCCGCAAGACGAAUGCCUCGCAAGACGGAAAACCCGCUAGACGAAAGGGUUUUCCGUUUUGGAGGUGCUUCGCAAAACGAAUUUCCUAUGUGCUUGCUUCGCAAGACGAAAAUGUCUUGCGAGUUCCUGCAGGGUUUUUUUCCUUCCCCCCCCCUUUUCCCCAAGCCGCUAAACCGCUUAUCAGCUGAUCGGCUAAGCCGCUUAACAGCUGAUCGCUAAGCCGCUUAUCAGCUGAUCCGCUAAGCCCGCUAAGCCGCUAAUACUGUAGCGCUAAUCCGCUAAACUGCUAAUGGGCUUGCUUCGCAAGACGAAAAAACCCGCAAGAUGAAGAGACUCGCGGAACGGAUUCUUUUCGUCUUGCGAGGCACCACUGUACUUAUUUCCCCGGACCUCCUCAUACCUCCCUUUUUUGUAUUCCAGUUCAAUUUGUUAGUUCAGCAAAUCCUUACCAUUAAGCUUUUACCCAGUUGCAAACCUUUUUUCAUGUCUCUUAAGGCAUUACAGCUAAAAACCUCUUAGUUUCUAUCCAACAUCCUUCUAAGAUUCCUUAAUUUUACAAUAUUUCUGUAAAUAGUCUUUAAAUUUCUUCCAGUCUUCUUUCACCGACUCUUCUCUCUGGUCUCGGAUUCUGCCAGUCAUUUCCGCCAGUUCCAUGUAGUCGAUCACCUUCAUCUGCCAUUCUUCCAGAGUGGGUAGAUCUUGUGUCUUCCAAUACUUUGCGAUGAGUAUUCUUGCUGCUGUUGUGGCAUACAUAAAAAAGGUUCUAUCCUUCUUUGGCACCAAUUGGCCGACAAUGCCCAGAAGAAAGGCCUCUGGUUUCUUCAGAAAGGUAUAUUUAAAUACCUUUUUUAUUUCAUUAUAAAUCAUCUCCCAGAAAGCCUUAAUCCUCGGGCACGUCCACCAAAGGUGAAAGAAUGUACCUUCUGUUUCUUUACAACAUUUGUUAUCGGGCAAGUGAUAGAUUUUUGCAAGCUUGACUGGGGUCAUGUACCACCUGUAUAUCAUUUUCAUAAUAUUCUCUCUUAAGACAUUGCAUGCCGUAAACUUCAUACCUGUGGUCCAUAACUGUUCCCAGUCAGCAAACAUAAUAUUAUGUCCAACAUCUUGUGCCCAUUUAAUCAUAGCAGAUUUCACCGUUUCAUCCUGAGUAUUCCAUUUCAACAGCAAGUUAUACAUUCUUGACAAAUUCUUAGUUUUGGGUUCUAACAAUUCUGUUUCUAAUUUUGAUUUUUCCACCUGGAAGCCAAUUUUCUUAUCCAAAUUAUAUGCCUCCAUUAUCUGAUAAUAAUGAAGCCAAUCUCUCACUUUAUUUUUUAGUUUCUCAAAACUCUGCAGUUUCAAUUUGUCUCCUUGUUCCAAAAUUUCCCAAUAUUUCGGCCAUUUGGCCUCCAUAUUGAGCCUUUUCAGAGCUUUCGCUUCCAUUGGUGACAACCACCUAGAGUUUUAUUUUCCAAUAAAUCCUUGUAUCUUGUCCAAACAUUAAACAGUGCUUUCCUGACAAUAUGAUUUUUAAAUGCUUUAUGUGCUUUGACCUUAUCAUACCAUAAAUAUGCAUGCCAUCCAAAUACGUUGUUAAAACCUUCUAAAUCCAAAAUGUCUGUAUUUUCAAGAAGUAGCCAUUCUUUCAACCAGCAAAAAGCUGCUGAUUCAUAAUAAAGUUUAAAGUCUGGCAGGGCAAAUCCACCUCUUUCCUUGGCAUCAGUUAAUAUCUUAAAUUUUAUUCUGGGCUUCUUGCCCUGCCAGACAAAUCUAGAAAUAUCUCUCUGCCACUUCUUGAAACAGUCCAUCUUGUCCACUAUUUGCAGUGUCUGAAACAAAAACAACAUUCUAGGCAAUACAUUCAUCUUUAUCGCAGCAAUACGGCCCAGCAGUGAAAGCUUCAAAUUUGACCAGAUUUCUAAAUCUUUUUUCACUUCGGUCCAACAUUUUUCAUAAUUAUCUUUAAAUAAGUUCCCAUUUUUGGCUGUCAUAUUAAUCCCCAAAUAUUUCACUUUCUUUACCACAGUCAAUCCUGUCUCAUUCUGAAACCUCUCUCUUUCAAUCGGUGUUAAAUUUUUCUCUAAAACCUUAGUUUUUAGCUUGUUCAAUUUAAAACCUGCCACCUGACCAAAUUCUUGAAUUAAUUCUAAAACUCUUUUAGUGCUAGAUUCUGGCUCCUGUAACGUCAAUACUAAGUCAUCUGCAAAUGCUCUCAGUUUGUACUGUUUAGCUCCGACCUGUAUACCUUUAACCAACCGGUCCUUUCUAAUCAUGUUUAGCAGAACCUCCAGGACCGAUCUAAAGAGCAGUGGGGAAAUUGGGCACCCCUGUCGUGUCCCUUUUUCUAUCUUAAAUUCUUCCGUGACCACAUUAUUUACAAUUAAUUUGGCCUUUUGUUCAGAAUAUAUUGCACCUAUACCAUUUUCAAAACCUUGGCCUACCCCCAUCCCAUGUAAGUUCUUCUUCAUAAAACUCCAAGAGAUAUUGUCAAAGGCUUUCUCCGCGUCCACAAAUAUCAAAGCUGCUUUAGUGUUUAUAUUCACUUCUAGUUUUUCCAAGAUAUCAAUUAUAUUUCUCAAAUUGUCAGACAAAUGUCUCCCCGGGAGAAAGCCCGCUUGACCUUUAUGGAUCUCUUCCAUCAAUACUUUUUUCAGUCUCUUGGCCAAAAUAUCAGCAAAAAUUUUGUAAUCCACAUUAAGUAACGAUAUAGGGCGGUAGUUCUUAAGCUGGGUCUUUUCAGUCUCUGUUUUCGGUAUAAGUGUAAUAUACACCUCUUUCCACGACUCUUUUCCCUUCCAAUAUUUCAUUGCAGACUUCCUUCAAAGGUUGCAAUAACCACUCUUUCAGAGAUCUGUAGUAUCUGGAAGUCAGCCCAUCCGGUCCUGGAGAUUUGCCCAGUUGCAUAUUUUGUAUGGCACCUUCUACUUCCUGUUCAGAUAUUUUAUAGUUCAACAUUAAUUUACUUUCUUGAGAGAUUUUUUGUAGGCCAUUUGUCUUCAAAAAUUGGUCUAUGUCCAUUUCCUUCUGUGGCCCUUGUGUGUAUAGUUGUUUAAAGUACCUCUGGAAGCAAUUUCUGAUCUCAGUUGGGUUAUGUAUACUCUUUCCUUCCACUUCUAAGUUUGUAACGGUAUUUAAUUUUUGUCUUUCAUUUCAUUUGAAAAAGAGACCCCUGUUUUUUAGCAUUUUUAGUAACUUGUAAGAGUUCCUGGUUGUUGGGGGUUUCCUUCGGAGGAAGGUUGCCCAUGGGGUUGUGGGGUGGAUAUCUUUCAGGGAUAUACCUUUCAUAUUUAGAUUGAGGUCCCCUCCUAGGAUUGCUCUCCUUCAGAGAAGGAGAGGAAUUUGUUUAGUGUCUUCUGGAAGAAUUCUAAUUGUUUCGUGUUUGGGGCAUAUAUGGAGCCGAUUGUCAGUUUGAUUUUGCCAUCUAGUGUCCCUUUAGCGAAAAUGAAUCUGCCUUUUUUUGUCCUUGAGGACUGUUGUGGCAGUGAAGUUCAGGUCUCUACUGAGUAUUAUGGCUACACCACGAGCUUUCCCUGAGCCUUGUGCAACCCACUGUUGACUGAAGCGGGGUCGCUCAGGAGUUUGCUGCCUUUGGGUGGGUUGUGUAUUUCUUGUAGGAAGGUGAUGUGUGGUUUCAUGGUGUUUAUGUAUGAGGUGAUGCGUUUUCUUUUGAUGGGGUUUCCCAGCCCCCUCACGUUUAAUGUAAUUGCUUUUAGGUUAGCCAUCUUGCUUAUCUAUUAUGUGGGGCGAUUCCCUGCCAACCCGUUCGGGUUGUCUUGUGUCUCUCUCUUCGUGUUGUUUAAAGAACCAGUGGGGUUGCGCUGACCUAGGGUGUGGUGGGUGGGGCUAAUGGGAUUAGAGUAAGAUUUGGGUUAAAGAGUAGGGGGUAAGUUGUAGAGAGUUUCCUAUAUGUAGUCAUAUAGGUGUUUGUUUGGGGUAUUUUAGGCCAUCUGGCAUUUAGCCAGUUGGUCCUAGGUCUCAGCUGGUGUGGAAGGCCGUGUUCAAGGACAGGCCAUCCCCCCUGUUGUUUGCGAUAGGGGGUGAUCAGUGAGACAGUGUGAAGUGACUUUGUAACGUCGCUGUCAGGUAUAAGGUUCAUAAGCAAUGUUGCCAAUGUUAUGAGCAACAUUGUUGGUGUGUUGGGGUGGGGAUGUGGGUGCUGGUACGCUCUGGUGCCACCAUAGUGCUGGUUGGGUAUCAGAUUUUAGCCUGAUUGUGGGUUGUGUUAUUAAGGUUGGAGGAGUUGUUUUUCCCUAGUAUGGAGUAUGGGGGUGUUGAAGGUGUGGGUGAUGGGGAAUGUGGUUGAGGUCGUCUGGACUGGUGUUGGGGUGGGGAUUCCUGUGGGGGUGCGGGGCUGGGGGGGGGAUGUUGAUGGUGUUAACUAAAUCUAUGUUUUUUGGGGGGGAGAGGGGGAAAGGUGGGGGGAAUCACCAGUCCUUCAGUUUGUGGUUUUUUCCUGGUUGCUUCAUUCAGCUGGGGUUGUUGUUGUUGUAGGGUUGUCCAUCUGCGAUGAAUUGGUUUGGUUAAUCUUGGUCUGGUUUCUUGUGUCGUAUGGCCGGCGGGACGGUUCUGAGCAUGAUGCUUGCCUGUAUUGGUUUGCGUUGUUGUGCCGCUUCUGUUGUUUCUUUUUCUUCUGUACCGUUGUCCAGUUGUUUGCUGUUGUUUCCUCGUGGUUGGGGCUGUCACUUGGUGGGUUUGUCGGUUGCCAUUCCGGUGGGAGGUUGAGUUCAAGGUUCUUUAGUAGUUGCAGGGCCUCAGGUAUGUUGGUAGCCAUGUGUUGUGUUGUAUUGGUUGUUACAAUGAGGCGGAAGGGGAAGCCCCAUCGGUAUUUGAUCCCUGCUUGUUGGAGACGCUGGGUGCAUGGGCGCAGGCUUUUCCUCCGGUUUAGGGUAUCCUGAGAUAGGUCCUGUAAGGCCAGAAUGGGGGUUUCUCCAUAUCGAAGGUUGGUUGAGUUUUUGAGGUGGUUCCAUACCUCUUCCUUCUUUUUGUAGCGUGUGAAGCAUACAAUGAUGUCUCUUGGGGGGGCGCUGGGUUUUGGCAUAGGUUUUAGGGCUCUGUGAGCCCUCUCCAAGUCAUCUGCCUCAAGUUUCAGGCUUGGGAUUGUGUUUUUCAGCCAGCGUAUAAUUAGGUCUGCUGGGCUUUUCUCCUCUGUUUUUUCAGGAAAGUUGCGGAAGCGGAUGUUACAACGUCUAUUGCGGUCUUCAAGGUCGGCUUGCUUAAUUUUCAUCUCUCUGUGUUCUGCUUCCAUUUGGUUUACCAGUUCGUCCAGUUUCUUGUUCACACGUGCGUUCUCCUCCUGGUAUUGCUCUAUUAUUCUUUCUUGCAUUUGGUUCUUGUUCUCUAGAGCUUCCACUUUGGAGGUUAGAUUGUUGAUUAGUACCUGCAUGGGAGCCAUUGUGGCCUUCAGUGUUUCUUCUAAUCGUGCUUCUAAUCUUGCUUCCAUUUCCCUCAGAUCUCGUUUCGUUAUUGGGUGGUCAUCAUCUUGAAGGGGAGUUACCAUCUUAGCAUUGUUUGCCAUCUCCCUGGUUGGUGUCAUCUCGGUCUCCCUGAUGGUUUUGGUUUGAGGUUGGCUUGGCGUCCUCUUGGGGUAGGGCGUGUGGUGGUUAGGAGUUGUGGCAGUGGUGAUUCCUGGGUAUUGUUGGGUUGCUGAGCUGAUCAGGCUUUGUUGGCUGGUGGCUUUUACAGAGCGUUUGGAUUAGGUGGUCAUUUGUGUCACUUCUAGCCUGUGUUUUAAGAACUUCUCUAGGGCUUCUGUAGAUGCCUCAGCGGUGCCGCCGAGGCGGGGGGGGGCAGGUAAGCAGAGAUGGGUAGACUAACGGACAGACAGUUCAUAUAAAGGGAGGGGGGUUAGCAGGUAGAGAUGCAAGAGAUUAGAGGGGUGGGGCCAGGGGAAAUAUGUGUUUAGGAGGGGGUUGUAUAUGCCCAAAAGGGGUAUUGGGGUCCAGUUAAGGUGGAAGUUGGGGUUGGGAGUGCGCUCAGAAACAGAGACAGACAAAUAGGCUAUAUGUAAAGGGUGGAGGGAGAAAAUAGGGAAGAAGAAGAAGAAAGAAAGAAGAAGGGGGGAGGCGGGGGGGAGAGGGGAGAUGGGAGUAAAGAGAAGAGAGAGAGAGAGACAAAAGAGAGUUGAAAGAGCGGGGAGAGAUAGUACAGGAAUAUCAGCGGUAUUAGAAUGCAGCAGUAGUUUUAGCUAUAGUAUGAGGGGGCCAAAUUAUGAUAGGGUGAUAUGAAUGUGUGUAUGUGUUUCCUUUAGGGGAAGGGGGGGAUGGAGAGAGGGAGGAGGGAGAGAAAAGGAGAGGAGGAGGGGGAAGGGUGGGAAAAGGAAGGAGAAGAAAAGAGAGGGGGAGAGGGGAGGGAGGGAGGGUGAGCUGCUGCAAUGGUAUGGGGGGAAGUCUUAUUUUAAAAGAGGGGGUGGGGGGGGAAAGGGCUCCCCUCUCAAAAACAAACUGACGAACAGGCUAAAAAGGGGGGGUUGAUUUUUAAAAAUAAAAGGGAUAGAAAACAAAAUUGGGGAUGGAAAAUGAAAGGUGGGAUAAAAGGGAAAAAUGAGGAGGGGUGAAGAGAGAGAGGGGAGAGCAAAAAGGGAGAGAAAGAUAAAAAAGGAGGGGAGUUGAGGGGGAGAGUAUCAAUGGCAAUAGCAGUGAUAUGGAGGAAAUUUUUGUUUUAAAAGAGAGUGGUGGUCGUAGCUGGGGGCGAAAGAUUCCCCCCUCAAGAACAAGCCAACAAGUAGAAAAGAAAGGGCUUUAAAAAGAGAAAGAGGGGGGAAAUAAUAAUAAUUGUAUGGGGUUUUUUAAAAAAUAAUAAUAAUAAUAAUAAUAAUAUUUCCCCCUAAUUAUUGUUAUUAUUUUUUGUUUGUAAAAAAGUAAUUAAAAAUGUACGGGUAAAAGAUAAAAAUGAGAAUUAAAGGUAAAAAAAAAGAGGGGUUGUCUUUAGAUAGAUAGAUAGAGCUUUUUAUUUUAUUUUAUUUUUUAAAAAAUGAGUAAAGUAUAGGUAAAAGAGGAUAGGUAAAAGAGAGUGGAAAGUCUGGGGCGAAGUGGCAGUCCCAGGAAAUGGCCUGUGAUGGUUCAGGGCUGUUUUCUGGGUACUGCCAUUUUAAUUCUUAAGAGGGGAGUUUGAGGUGUAAAUAAAAUGAGGUUUAAAUUGAGGGUGUGUGUGUGGAAAAGUGUGUCUUUAAAUAGUGUGUAGAAAAGAUAGAAAUAAAAAUAAAGAUUCAAAUAAAGGGUGGCUGCAGCAGCAGUGGCCCCUCUUUUAAAAAGAAAAGUGAUAAAAGUAGGUAUAUGGGGGGGGAGGGAUAAAAAAAGAUAUAUAUUUUUUUUAAAGGGGGGAGGAAGGGGUUAAAAAAAGGGGUUAAAAAAAGGGGGGGAAGGUAGUUUCUUCCUUUCUGUGAUCCCCUUUGUUAUGCGGCUUCUCUGUGUUUUCCUUGCCGCUGGAGCUCCCGGUGGGGCUCAGCCACGUGUUUUUUCCGGAGCCUCUUUUGCCUUCCCGUGCUCACCUACCUCUCCUCUGCUUUCCCGCGGCAGAGAUGGGGGCAGCAGCGGUAAAUUUGGGGCUCCUUUUUCUUUCUUUCUUUUUCUUCCUCUCUCCCUCUUUCUUUCUCCCUCUUUGCGUUAGCUCCACUGUCCUCCUGGUUUUGGAGCUCCUCUCGGCUGUUGGGGGGGGUGGUCGGGUGCCUUUCCGGCUCAAUCUCAGUCAUGGGGGGGUGUUUUGGCUCCUUUGAUAGAUGCCCGGGCACCCCCGAUUCCUCUCCGCUGGCGGUGCUGGCGGCAGCAGUCCUGGGAGCCCGGGAGUCGGCCAGACAGAGCCUUUUACUCUGGCUGGCUUCAGGAGCUCUUUUCUGCUGUUGCCUCGCCGGAAGUCCCCAUUAUUAUUAUUAUUAUUGAUAGCCUGAGAUAAUCCCAGGUAUCUUGAUCGCUUGUGUUUGGGGCAUAGAGUUGGUCUUCCCCGUUGUGAUGUGCAUUGGGCUAGAAGUAGGCCGGCCCUCCUACAGGCCCUUUUUACAGGCCCUUCUGACUCCACCAGAGAGCAGGAAAGUGCAAGUGUGCUAUGCUUCUGAAGCAUGCAGUGAACCUAUUAGAGCAUAGGACACUGUUAGAACCAACAAAGAGUACCAUGUACAAGUAUUGUAAGUCUCCUGCUUGGCUUUGCACUCUGGCUCUCAGCCUGAAUGUCCUCUGCCCCAUACAGUGGUGCCCCGCAAGACGAAUGCCUCGCAAGACGAAAAACCCGCUAGACGAAAGGGUUUUCCGUUUUUUGAUGCGCUUCGCAAGACGAAUUUCCCUAUGGGCUUGCUUCGCAAGACGAAAACGUCUUGCGAGUCUUGCAAUUUUUUUCGCUCCCCCCCCCUUUUUCUAAGCCGCUAAGCCGCUAAUACCCUUUUAGCCGCUAAGCCUUUAAUAGCCACUAAACCGCUAAUAGCGCUAAUCCGCCAAGCCGCUAAUAGGGUUGCUUCGCAAGACGAAAAAACCGCUAGACGAAGAGACUCGCGGAACGGAUUAUUUUCGUCUUGCGAGGCACCACUGUAUUUCCAUUUCAAAUCCUUUUGCUCUUCCUCCCUCAAACUAGUGGCUAUCUUUUGCAGUAAGAAUGCUCCACUGCCUAGACCAAGCAGAAUGAUGGGUUGUAGCCAACAAAAUUAUUUCAUUAGCACAAGGACCUCUGCUUGUGUAACCAAAGGAUGGAGAUGUUCAGUUGUGCAAGCAGAAGUCCUUGCAUUAAUAUAAUUUUAACCAACAAAGUUGCCCCAUGUUAGCAGUAGCUCACACCUAGUACUCAUUUCUCCUCUCACUCAUGUCCAGCAAUAAUUCCUCCUUUUUUCUGCGCUAGCAGGGGUGCUAAGGGGUGAGGCUAAGAGGCAGGAUGACAUGAAAGUAGCAGAACCCUUUUUCUUCCUUUCUCACUAUCUUGCACAGUGGUGUAAGGAAAACAUGACCUUGGCAUUGAAUGCUGAGGGUAAAAACUUGUUUCUAUCCAUAUUUUAUCCCAUUUUCCUUCUCAGAUGCUUCUCUUCUUUCUGCCCUAAUCUAUACCCUUAAUGUCUAUCCUGGAAUUAAGCAUUUGGAAUAGCCUUGCUGAUGAAGAAUUAACAUGGCUUCUGCAAUAAUAAAUAGGAUAUUGCUUCUCUGUAAGUGUUUUUAGAAUUGUAAAGUGUGUUGGUGUGACAUAACUGCUUGUUGUGUGAAAAACUAGAACCUUAUUCAGUAAUGUACAUGAUUUGUUAAUUGAAAAGACGAGCUUAUGCCUUGUUAUUUCAGUAAAGUUCUUUUGAAGCAAGUUUUGUUUAGGAAACUGAUUCAGAGUUUAGGAAGAACAUUUUUGUUGCUGAGUGCUGGUUUCUAAUAAAGGCUUACUGCCAGUUCUCUCCAGUAACAGAAGCCCUUGCAUAAAUGAGUAAAAUGAGGAGCGCUCUCUUUAUUUUGCACUUCUCAGUGAAUUGUAGUUCAGUACUAUCUUACAAUACCAUUAAGCAAUACAUUGGAAAGAGAUAUCAAAAUAUUAUUUUGUUCUUGAGAUAAUUCUUUCCCCUCUCUUUCACUACAGAUAUUAGACAACAAAAGGGAUACUGUGUAUUCAACUGUCAAGCCACCUGUUGGCACAGAAGGUAAGAUAUUUAGAAAAUGUUUGAAUUUGUAACUUGUACUAAAUAAUAUCUAAUCUUCUAUGUGUAUCGUAUAUUUAAUCCUUGCCUCACUUCCCUUCCCUCUUGCUGCUGAUUAAGGUCAUUUUGCAAGUCUUCUUUUCAUGCAGCUAGAAUUCUGUGAGGGAAGAGUGAGGAUUGCUAGCUAGCUGCAGCCUCUCGUGCUGCCAGCCCUGCCUCCCUUCAUGCUUUGGAGGGCAAGCAUCCGCAGCAGAUGGACCUGGUGUGAUCCUCUCCCAGCUUUGCUUGCCACAGUUUGUUACGCAUCAUUAGCCAAGGGUUGCUGUAGUCUGUGAGGAUUCCUCCUCCUUGACCAAGUGUGCAUUCAGCAUACUUCAAGUUUUGAGUGUUCUUGAGAGUGAGGGGUCAGAGCAAAAUAGUGGCUCCUUGUGCACCAACCCCUCUGCUGCUCAACAGUGUCCUUACUGGAGCUGGCUGGCCAUUGUGGUCUUGCAAGUCAUGUUUCAGUCUCCCAGUUUGAUUGAACUGGGUGAUUUCAGCAUUCAGGCUGAGUUUCCAUGGCUGAGAGGCCCAGGAUAUCAUGGCCUCCAUAUGGGACUGAACCCCAUUCAUGUAGCACAUACUUUGGAGCUGGUGCUUUGUUUUGUCCUGGCUGGGAUGAUGGCUGCCUGGCUAUGGAGGGGCAGCGCAUGGUCCCUUUGUCAUAUAAUUUCAACUAUCUGGUUGUAUUUAGAUUCACAGGGCCUCCCGAACACCCCAGAGGUGUGGGAUGUGAAGCAUGGCUUUGCAAGGGACAUCCUGUCUCACGAACCUAUUAAGAGUUCUUUGAGAGUGUCAGCAAGAACAUAGAGGUGAUCCAGUUGACACAGCAUACCUGGAAUGUCUAAAAGCUUUUGAGAAAAUACCUUACCCAAAGACACCUGAGGAAGCUUAUGGUUGGCAGCUGUCUGUCUCGAGAGACAAUGCAGUGCACCUUCCGGGGCUGAAAAAAGAGGAGGAGAGAAGCAAAGCAUAAACUUUGGAGCAGCAUGCAUCGGCAUGGCACUCAUUUUCCUGCAGCAGAGGAGAAGAUCCCUGGAUGAGUUGUCCCUCCCAUUAUAAAGGGACCACAGUGAUAUAUCCCAUCCAAGGAGCCCCUCCUCUGUUGCAGGAAAAUAGAAUGUGGGAUUCAGCAUGAUAAAUUUAUUUUCUGCAGGGGUUGGGGAGGAUUUGCUUCGCUCGCCCAGCAAUUGGAGUGGGGAGAAGUGCUGUUGUCAGAACUGUGAAGCAGUUGGCAGGGAGGCCAAAGUCUACGGCUCCCCUGUGCUUUUGUUUCUUUGCUUUCAUCUCUGCUCAGUCUUGAUUGUUGCCUUGUCAUUCUCGGGUACUAUUCUGUUAGCUGUGGAACUUGUGAACGAGAGUUCUCUCCCACUCUCAGUUUUGCUGGAGUUUCAGAUCAGUAGAAUUAAAUUUAUUGGAACUAGUCAUAUGAAUAAAGUUCCUCAUGAUUUGAAUGACAACUGAUAUCAGAAAAAUUGUCUCUUUACAGCUGUUGCUACUGGCAGAUUAACGUCUGUAAAGGAAAUGUGUAUUUAAUACACUUGAGAGCACACACAACCCUCUAUGGUAUAAACGGUUAACUUGCCAGUAUAUCCUACAGUGGAGGAAGUGAGUGGCGUUUCAGAUGGCAGUGCUGAUCUUCCUGCUUUGUGGAUAUUGCACUAAAUUGCACCUGAGAGAUGGAGGAGUCUUGCACACAAGGCUCUUCUGUUUUUGGCAUUGAUGACAAGCGUUUAAUGGGCAUGUCCUCUUCCAGCCAGGAGAAUGCCACUUCUGAGUCUUUAAAAUAUGUUCCACGCAAGUAUGUUCAUUUUCUAAUGGUACCCUUUGGCAAACCUCAAAUAUGUGUUCAUUAUCUUUAAUGUUAAAGUUUGUUUAAGCUUUGGAGCAUCUUUGUAAGAGUAUUUCUCUUCCUUGCGUAUUUUGAGUGCACUUCCAUUCAAACCAAUUUUUUUUUAAGCCUUAGCUGUAUGAAAGGCUUUGUGUUUUGUUACUUUUUUGUUUUGUUUAAUGAAACAAGAAUAAAGUUUAUAGUGUGGGUAGUAUUC